Molecule: messenger RNA, 2234 nt
Organism: Tupaia belangeri chinensis (Chinese tree shrew)
Lineage: Eukaryota; Metazoa; Chordata; Mammalia; Scandentia; Tupaiidae
Gene: SSTR5
Product: somatostatin receptor 5
Exons: 2
Coding region: 24-1142 (372 amino acids)
Biological process (GO): neuropeptide signaling pathway; regulation of insulin secretion; cellular response to glucocorticoid stimulus
Cellular component (GO): plasma membrane; neuron projection
Molecular function (GO): somatostatin receptor activity; neuropeptide binding
Source: RefSeq, a predicted model, not a curated record
GUCUGGGCUCGCCCUCGGCCGCCAUGGAGUCCCUGUCCCCGGCCUCCACGCCCAGCUGGAACGCCUCGGCCACAGCUGCCUCGGGGGGCAGCGGCAACGAGACGCUGGCGGGGGCGGCCCCCAUGGCGGGGGCCCGGGUGGUGCUGGUGCCGCUGUUGUACCUGCUGGUGUGUGGCGCGGGGCUGGCCGGCAACACGCUGGUGGUCUUCGCGGUGCUACGGCACGCCCAGAUGCGGACGGCCACCAACAUCUACAUCCUCAACCUGGCAGUGGCCGACAUCCUGCUGCUGCUGGGGCUGCCCUUCCUGGCCACGCAGAACACUCUCUCCUACUGGCCCUUCGGCGCCCCCCUCUGCCGGCUGCUCAUGGCGUUGGACGGCGUCAACCAGUUCACCAGCGUCUUCUGCCUGACCGUCAUGAGCGUCGACCGCUACUUGGCCGUGGUCCACCCCCUGCGUGCCGCCCGCUGGCGCCGGCCCCACGUGGCCAAGCUGGCCAGCGCCGCCGUCUGGGCCUCGGCGCUGCUUGUGUCCCUGCCUGUGCUGGUCUUCGCCGACGUGCAGGAGGGCUGGGGCACCUGCAACCUCAGCUGGCCGGAGCCCGCGGGGCGGUGGGCUGCUGCCUUUGUCAUCUACACGGCCGUGCUGGGCUUUUUCGGGCCGCUGCUGGUCAUCUGUCUGUGCUACCUGCUCAUUGUGGCCAAGGUGAGGGUGGUGGGCGAGCGUGCCGGCUGCUCGCGGCGGCGGCGCGCGGAGCGCAAGGUGACACGCAUGGUGGUGAUAGUGGUGGCGGUGUUUGUGGGCUGCUGGCUGCCCUUCUUUGUAGUCAACCUCGUCAACCUGGCCUUCGCCCUGCCCGAGGAGCCCGCUGCAUUCGGCCUCUACUUCUCUGCGGUUAUCCUGUCCUACGCCAACAGCUGCGCCAACCCUGUCCUCUACGGCUUCCUCUCUGACAACUUCCGCCAGAGCUUCCGGAAUGUUCUGUGCCUCCACAAAGGCAAGCGCACCAAGGAUGCAGAUGGCCCUGAGCCGCGCCCCGACAAGAGUGGGCGGCGGCAGGAGGCCGCGCCGCCCCUGCGCGAGGCCACACCACACCUGUGCAGCGCUGGGACCAAUGGGCUCCUGCAGACCAGUGAGCUGUGAGGGCCGCAGGGGACUCAGCCCUGUGGCCUGGUGCCCAGAUUCUCCUGGGGCAGUGUGUGGACAGGGUCAUCCAAGAGAGACCAUGCACACUGGGUGGCCGCAGCCACAGGUCCCACAGCCUGUCCUGUGCAGGGUCGAGUCGUGACUUGCUCGGACCUGCCCUCUUCCAGUCCUUCCCACUCUCUGCCAGCCCAGGCCGGAGGCAGUUUUCUGAAGGCAGCUGGGAAUGCGUCCUCCCGACCCUGGUCUGGGCUGGCGAGCUGUCCGCUGGCCACAUGCAGGCUGCCUGGCCCCAUGCCAGCUCCAUGUCCCCGGCACCCUCCUGGUACCGCGAUGUGACAGAAAAGGACCUUGCAGCCAGACCCACUCUGCCCUGCAUCCCGGCCAGCCCUGCCGUCUGUAACCUGCCUUCAGAGUGGGCAGCAAGCAGGGCCCUGCGGCCUACACAGGUGACAGUUUCCCAGGCCUCGUGGGCCCCACCUGUCUGCCGGCCUGGCCCCAAGCCAGGAAGUGAGGGGCUGGGGCUGCAGCCUGGCUCAGCCUGGGCUUCUCUUCAAGGACGGCGUCUGGCUCCGAGGUACAGCUGGGGACGGAGGGCCUGGCCCCCGGCUCGUCAGCUCAGGGUGCUGUGAUUGGUUGCCAUGCUGGAUUGGUUCUGUCCAGAGGUCUUAGCACAAGGGCACCGGGGAGGAGGCACCCCUGAGGCCUGGGAGCAGGAGGCCGGGAACCCACAGUCGCGUCUCUGCAGCAGGCGGGGCUCUGGGCUCAGGAGGGUGUCAUACAGGAGCAGAGAGGAGGCACUGCAGUGGAACUGCUCCCCGCGGGACAGCAGCACCGGGCUGGAGUGCCACGCCAUGUGGCAGGCUAAGCGCAGUGGAUGCCAGGCCCUCGGGGCGUGCACCCAGCCCUCAGAAUCCCAGCCACUCCUGCCGCCUGGGACCCCUAACCCUAGCCCGCGUGGGCUCCGGGGGUGCACACCAGGCCUUUCUGAGGCUGGAGGGAGGAAGACCAGGGUGUAGCCUCACUCAACCACAGGCCCCUUGGGCAGGAUAGCUCCACUGGCCCAGGGAGACCUGAGGGGUGGCCAGCGGG